AUGAGCCAGGCCGCAGACUCGACUCGCAUCGUGGUGGUGGGGAAGACCGGAGUGGGCAAGAGCAGCACGGCCAACACCGUCCUCGGGAAGAAAGUGUUCCGUGUGUUUGCAUCCCCCAAGUCUGGGACUGCGCAGUGUGAGGCCCAUGUCCAGGAGGUGCUGGGGCGGCAGGUGAAGUGGAUCGACACCCCCGGCCUGUUCGACACAGACCGUCCUGAGAAGGAGAUGAAGCAGGAGAUACUGAAGUGCAUCACUGAGUGCCACCCGGGGCCCCACGUGUUCCUCAUCCUGCUGCCUGUGGGUCGAUACACGGCCCACGAGGAGCAGAUGGUGAACAUGCUCAGGACCUACUUCUCUCAGAACAUGCUGCGCUUCUCCAUCCUGCUCUUCACCCACGGAGACGACCUGGACGACGGGCAGAGCAUCCAGGAGUUUGUGUCCGAGAGCCCGAGUCUGAAGGAGCUGCUGCAGAGCUGUGGGAACCGUGUGCACGUGGUCGACAACAAGCGCUGGGGCGGCGAGCUCGACGGUUACCGAAGCAACCGCCACCAAGUGCGAGCGCUGUUCCAGACCGUGGAGCAGAUGAUGAGCGCUAACACGGGACACUACACCAACAGCCUGUUCCAGCAGCCCCUGGAGGAUCUCCUGUUGAAGGCCUACAGCUACACGGCCGGCGCUCUGCUCCUAGCCUUCUUCGGACGCGCCCUCCUGAGCUAA
Knipowitschia caucasica is the source of this 717-nucleotide messenger RNA. The record is from the annotation of a GenBank genome assembly. NCBI's taxonomy places the organism in Eukaryota, Metazoa, Chordata, Actinopteri, Gobiiformes, Gobiidae.